Babesia bigemina is the source of this 867-nucleotide messenger RNA. RefSeq names its product prohibitin, putative. Gene Ontology annotation, cellular component: membrane; mitochondrion. NCBI's taxonomy places the organism in Eukaryota, Apicomplexa, Aconoidasida, Piroplasmida, Babesiidae. The record is from RefSeq and is a predicted model, not a curated record. Bases 1 to 867 code for a protein of 288 amino acids. The transcript is spliced from 3 exons. Gene Ontology annotation, biological process: mitochondrion organization.
AUGUCGACGGAGUUGCCGAAGAUCUUGCGUGGCAUCGCCGGCGCCGGCUCGGCGCUGUUGCUGGCCGGCGGGGGUGCGGCCGCCGCCUACAACAGCCUCUACAACGUGGAGGCUGGACACCGUGCUCUGGUCUACAACCGCCUUACGGGCGUUGGCGAGGCGAUGGUCGGCGAGGGCACUCACUUCCUCAUCCCCUGGCUGGAACGGCCCAUCAUAUACGAUGUGCGCACCCGCCCGCGCACGUUGACAUCGCUGACAGGAAGCCGUGAUCUGCAGAUGGUAAACAUCACGUGCCGUGUGCUUUCCCGGCCGGACGAGCGCCGAUUACGUGACGUGUACCGGUCAUUGGGCCGCGACUACGACGAAAAGGUGCUUCCGUCGAUCAUCAACGAGGUGCUAAAGAGCGUGGUUGCGCAGUACAACGCCUCUCAGCUCAUCACUCAGAGGGAGGUGGUCAGCAAGUCGGUGCGCGACCAGCUGGUUCAGCGUGCGCGCGAUUUCAACAUCCUGCUGGACGACGUGUCACUAACCCACGUCAGCUUCAGCCCUGAAUACGAGAAGGCUGUGGAGGCCAAGCAGGUGGCGCAGCAGCAGGCUGAGCGAAGCAAGUAUGUGGUGCUGAAGGCCAAGGAGGAGAAGAAGUCGACCAUCAUCAAGGCCCAGGGUGAAUCUGAAGCGGCCAAGCUGGUACGUUGCAGGAAUCUGUGCUUUAACUUGUGUCAGAUCGGCAGCGCGAUUAAGGACAACCCUGCUUUCAUAACGCUGCGGCGCAUCGAGACUGCCAAGGAAAUCGCAGACAUUUUGUCUAAAUCGCAAAACAGAGUUAUGUUAAACUCAGACUCACUCCUGGUGUCUCCGGGGAAGUGA